UUUGGGGCGACGAUGUUUGUUGUGUAUGAAGUGCCUGAAGGAACUGCGCUUCCGGACGAUCUUCUCCUAGUACAUGAACGAUUAGAUCAUUACUCCCUCCAGCCAGCGGUGUCAAUGAAUGUUACAGGCGAGUGCACAUGCUUUCAAUUUCCGCACGAUUGGACUAACAUACCAGCGUCAGAGCUCAACGAAAAGAUAACUCGUUUCCUUACAGCUAAUGCGAGAGUUUUCACGAGGAAGCAAUGGAUAGAGAAGUACCCGAAAGCGACUGAAAGCUUUUAG
Molecule: messenger RNA, 282 nt
Organism: Emericellopsis atlantica
Lineage: Eukaryota; Fungi; Ascomycota; Sordariomycetes; Hypocreales; Bionectriaceae
Exons: 1
Source: RefSeq, a predicted model, not a curated record